Messenger RNA from Cherax quadricarinatus, 491 nucleotides. Lineage: Eukaryota; Metazoa; Arthropoda; Malacostraca; Decapoda; Parastacidae. The record is from RefSeq and is a predicted model, not a curated record.
AAUAAACACAACUUGAUGUCCAUUUUACACAGAUCCUUUAAACCAGUAACACAGAAGUUACUGUACAUUUACAGAUCUCAUACAUUCCAUGUUUAUCUGUACUCUAUAGGCCGGGCCUCGGAAACGCUGAAGAUAGAGGCAACAGCCCAAAUAGGGAAUGUUGAUGUUCCAUGGCCCGGUAUUGACACUGACGGCUGCCAGGAGACUACCUGUCCCAUCUCAGCGGGAACCCACGUCACAUGGAGCACCUCCAUCUAUAUCGAACGGGAAUACCCUGCGAUCUCGACCGUUGCAACCUUUAAACUGCUGAACUCCGCGAGUGAACCUGAAGUCUGCUUCCUCAUUCCCAUCAUCUUGGUCUAGAACACCAGACACAUGAGUCUGCUUUUUUGUGUAGUUCUUAGCACUUCUUAAGACUGUAAUACUUCCUUUCUGUCACUGGAAGAAUAUGAGACCGGGUCUUGAGGAAGGAAAUACUCAGACCCUUCCAA